ACUAUGCAUAUGAACUUUAUCAUAUCUAAUCAUUAAUGUAUAAUAUACGAAAUCUAAAGUUUUUGAAUAUGUAAACACAUCCACAGCACGAUCAGCUGAGGCCUUUAGGGUAUUGCCAACCAGUAUCUAUAAGAAAUUGCAAUAAUGGAAACAGAGGUUGCCAUUGAGGAACUUGCAAAACAUCCAAAACUAUCAUGGCUUGUAAGACCUUGUGAACGUUACAAAGAGGAGUAUGGAGACUGUACAAGCAUCAAGGCAAAAUUUCACCAGUAUUUUAUCUAUGGGGAAACAAUAGACUGUUCGCAGUGGAAGAAAGACUACAAUAACUGUAUUGACUACAGAAAGAAGAAGGAUAUGGAGGCACUGACAGCUGUAAUAGAGAGUGAGAAGGAUCGCCGAAGCAAUAGAUUACGAGGUCACUAUGGCAACACAGUUUGGGAGAAGAGAGAUUCACCCCCGGAAGACUGGAAUAAGGAACUUCCCGAAUGGUUUGAAAAGGAAAGAGAGAUAUCUUUUCUAGCACUGAAAUGCAGAGAACUGAAGGAAGGCAAGAGUUCCAGUAAUUCUAUGUCAACUUGCACCAUAUUAUGAUUUUAGGUAUUAAAAACGUAAUUAAUA
This is a messenger RNA of Penaeus monodon (black tiger shrimp), 618 nucleotides long. RefSeq names its product UPF0545 protein C22orf39 homolog. The coding region runs from base 145 to 591 and encodes 148 amino acids. Lineage: Eukaryota; Metazoa; Arthropoda; Malacostraca; Decapoda; Penaeidae. The transcript has 5 exons. The record is from RefSeq and is a predicted model, not a curated record.